Molecule: messenger RNA, 814 nt
Organism: Perkinsus marinus ATCC 50983
Lineage: Eukaryota; Perkinsozoa; Perkinsida; Perkinsidae
Product: DNA-3-methyladenine glycosylase, putative
Exons: 6
Coding region: 65-814 (249 amino acids)
Biological process (GO): base-excision repair; DNA alkylation repair
Molecular function (GO): DNA-3-methyladenine glycosylase activity
Source: RefSeq, a predicted model, not a curated record
GAUGCUCUCAAUUGGUAGAGUUGAGUUGUAACUCGUCGCGGUGGUCUAUAGUAGUAGCAGGAGGAUGUCGGGUAGUGAAGUAGUUAGAUGUGGGUGGGUGGGGAAGUAUACAGGAGCUGGCAGGGAGGACUAUGUGAAAGUGCUCCACCGCACUAUGAAUAUUUUCUUUCCCGGUUACCUUUCUAGAUACCACGAUAACGAAUGGGGGGUGCCCGUUGUGGCUGAUGAUCGCCUUAUGUUUGAGAUGAUCUCGCUGGAGGGAGCGCAGGCUGGCCUCAGCUGGGCGACGAUUUUGGCUAAGCGGAGCGGAUAUAAGAAAGCAUUCAAGGACUUUGAUAUCGAGGCGCUUGUGGGGGCAACAGAAGAGGCUUCAUCGAUGGAUGUUCUAGUCGAUGCUGUACUUGACAGUGGUUGUGAUGUGGUGAGAAGUCGAAGGAAGAUCGAGAGUGUGUAUAGGAAUGCGGAGGCGGCUAGAGCUGUUCGAGAGGAGUUUGGAGGUUUAUGUCAGUACAUAUGGCACUUCACAGGGGGGCAACAGGUCGUGAACAGUUGGACAAACGUUAGUGAUAUACCUUCGCAUACGGACUUAUCAAAGAGAAUAGCUGAGGAUAUGAAGAGGAGGGGAUUUCGGAUGGUGGGGCCGACCACAGUGUAUUCGUUGCUGCAAGCAGUGGGAGUCGUGAAUGAUCAUAUGGUUGCUUGUCAUCGAUAUAAAGCAUGCGUUAGGAAAAUGCAAGAUUGCAAGAUUACUACUAGUGUUGUUGGAGCGCAUCGUAAAGUAACUUUACGACGUAAACGAAAGCGAAGCGUUUGA